CUCAUCUUUUACUUUGUUUUGUUUUACUACAUGACCCAGAAUUCAUUGCAGCGCAGGUCGCACGUGACGUCACGAACCGGAGAAGCCGACAGCCCCGUAUCAAAAACAAGCAGCUAAGUUAGCGUUAGCUAGCUCCCCAGACAGUUGGCCCGCAGCCGGCGGAUAGUCACCUCAACUUUUGGGAAGCAACUUUUAGAACAACACGAGUUGUUGAUUGCAGCUGAACAGACCAACUUUCCCCCGUAAAGUCAUGGCGUGUGGAGCCACCCUGAAGAGGACCAUGGAUUUCGAUCCGCUGAUGAGUCCUACGUCCCCUAAAAGAAGAAGAUGUAUCCCCGUGUCCCCAUCGUCCUCAUCUCCUAGGAAGUACCUUAGCAUGGAGCCUUCGCCAUUUGGGGAAUCGUCGUCAAGGCUUAGAGCAGAACAAAUCCUCAACAGCAUCAAGCAGGAGUACAAACGCAUUCAAAAAAGGAAGCAUCUAGAUGGAGGCUACCAUCAGUCAGAGUGCGGCUAUUCUCCAGGGUCCCCAUCCCAGUCGUCUACUAUGAAUGUUUCCAGCAUGCCAGGAACGUCCUCUGGAAGCGUUUCUCCUACUAGAAAAGAACAGCCAUUAUUCACCCUCAGACAAGUUGGAAUGAUCUGUGAACGCCUGCUGAAAGAAAGGGAAGAGAAGGUGCGGGAGGAGUAUGAGGAGACCAUGACUUCAAAACUGGCAGAACAAUAUGACACCUUUGUGAAGUUCACACAUGAUCAGUUAAUGCGACGAUUCGGGGAGCAACCUGCAAGCUAUGUUUCCUGAGUGUGGCCCAGAAAUCUUUGCAAGACGGCCUUCUCUUGCUGCAAGCUAUCAUGUGAUAUCUCAAGAAAGAAGAAAAACCUCAUUAAGAGAUUCAGUUUAGCUAGUUUAAAUGAAACUUUUCUUACUGUGCCAUAUUUCUGUCUUUGGGCAAAGGUUUAUAUAUAAAGCUGUUGUCAGUUGUUACCUCUCUGUUGUAAGCAACUAGGUGCUUCCUUAUGUAAAUGAAUGGAUCCUAUCUCUACCAGUGGCCUAUGUUCCUCCUGCUGUACGUGUAUCUACAGUUAUCUCACUUUUGUAAUGAUUCCCAGCAUUCCAGGCUUUGUCACUUAUUUUGUUCGUUACAUGUAAAUAUGAUAAAGCAGUGCAAGAGUUUUACUUAAGGUUUGCUGGUCAAUCUGCGAGGUAGUGGAAGAAACACAGCAGAACAGAGAAUAUGUUUGCAGUUCAUGUUCAUUGCUUUUUAAAAAUGGGCUAAUUUGAUUAAUUUUUUUUUGUUCUCCCUACCAGUGUUUUAUUUAUUUUGACUUUUGUUUUGCCGGUAUUACUUUGAAACCAAUGUACUUAUUGGAAAAAAACAAUAAAAAUCUUUUAAGUUGU
Molecule: messenger RNA, 1396 nt
Organism: Sander lucioperca (pikeperch)
Lineage: Eukaryota; Metazoa; Chordata; Actinopteri; Perciformes; Percidae
Product: akirin-2-like
Exons: 6
Coding region: 251-799 (182 amino acids)
Biological process (GO): positive regulation of innate immune response; positive regulation of transcription by RNA polymerase II
Cellular component (GO): nucleus; chromatin
Molecular function (GO): transcription coregulator activity
Source: RefSeq, a predicted model, not a curated record